AUUUAUUGUGUGAUUGCGGGUGGAACCAGCACUCUGCUCCUGUACUAACCGGACGCGCAUCCUGUGAUUUCGCUGACUAAUACUCUGCCUCUGCAAACAUGGCUGACAAACCUGACGUCAAUGAGGUCACAACCUUUGACAAGACCAAGCUGAAGAAGACGGAGACACAAGAAAAAAACCCACUGCCAACCAAAGAAACCAUUGAACAGGAGAAGGCAGCAUCCUCAUGAAGACCAGUCCUCCUGCUGUACAUUCCCCAAGCUGUCACUAUCAACAUGCAUUUCAAGUUUAAUAACAUCAUUGACAAAUGGCUGUACAGCCCACACCAUUCACUUGUCUAGAUGGCCCUCUGUACAGUAUGGAAGUGUGGCUUUAUCACCUUUGGGACCUGGUCAUCUGUCUGUAUCCAGUGUGGCAUUGAGAAGUGAAACAACUGACAAACCUACACUUGGAGAUUUAUAGCCCUACUCUUGCCAAUUCUAACAAGCCAUCUAUUAAAAACCUGGAAUGCGCAAGUUUUGUUUAAUAUGCACAAUAAAAAAAAUUGUAAAUGUAA
This is a messenger RNA of Archocentrus centrarchus (flier cichlid), 556 nucleotides long. RefSeq names its product thymosin beta 4 X-linked (gene tmsb4x). The record is from RefSeq and is a predicted model, not a curated record. Gene Ontology annotation, molecular function: actin monomer binding. The coding region runs from base 99 to 230 and encodes 43 amino acids. Lineage: Eukaryota; Metazoa; Chordata; Actinopteri; Cichliformes; Cichlidae. Gene Ontology annotation, cellular component: cytoplasm. Gene Ontology annotation, biological process: actin filament organization; regulation of cell migration. The transcript is spliced from 3 exons.